Messenger RNA from Myotis davidii, 7755 nucleotides. Its product is annotated as probable G-protein coupled receptor 83. The coding region runs from base 75 to 1412 and encodes 445 amino acids. The record is from RefSeq and is a predicted model, not a curated record. NCBI's taxonomy places the organism in Eukaryota, Metazoa, Chordata, Mammalia, Chiroptera, Vespertilionidae. Gene Ontology annotation, molecular function: neuropeptide receptor activity. The transcript is spliced from 4 exons. Gene Ontology annotation, cellular component: membrane. Gene Ontology annotation, biological process: neuropeptide signaling pathway.
GGUUUUCCAAAGGCGUCAAGCUGGACGCCCCAACCACAGAAUCGCCCCAAGGGGCUUUCCCAAACCCCAGCAUCAUGAGCUAUGGGGACGAGCUCACCCCAGAAGCUCUGAGUGUGCCAAGCGGGUUUGAUGAUCUGAUCACCUCCACCGCUUCCCAGGUGCUGCAGGCUAUUUCUAAUGCCGCAUCCGCAGUUGGUAGCUCAGGCCGGGAUAGUGUGCUCUCCAUGAUCCAUAAGCUACCAGGCCAUAUCUCAAACAUUGGCAACCUGGAUGACACAGCAGGUCCUAUGGCUUCAGAGAUGGUGUCUCAGGAUGAGCGGGUACAGUUCUGGCUAGUAAUAGGAUACACCAUAGUGGUAUUUGCUGCCAUACUAGGCAACUGGGUCUUAAACCAUGUGAUUUUGAAGUACAAGAAGAUGCACACUGCCACCGGCCUCUUUGUCGUCAACAUCUCCGUGACCAACAUGAUGCUGGCUUUUCUCAGCUCUCCCUUCACCAUGGUGCGCUAUCUGUGUAAUUCGUUGGUGUUUGGGAAGAUGACAUGCCACCUCAGUCGUUUUGCUCAGUACUCUUGUGCCUAUGUAACUGUGAUGACCAUGGCUGCUAUUUCCCUGGACCGACAUCGGGUCAUGCUAUAUCCCCUGAAAUCCCGAAUUACUCCAAUGCAAGGCAAUGUUUGCAUCAUUAUCAUUUGGAUUGUGAGCACCUGUGCUGCUUUGCCACAUGCCAUUUACCAAAAGCUUUACCAAGUGGAGAUUGGAAACAUAACUGAAGAAACUGUAUGCCUCCCCAGUUUCUCCUAUACUUCAAAAUCCACAUGGAAAUAUCUUGACCUGAGCACCUUUUUGCUCUUCUUCAUCUUGCCAUUGAUGGUGCUGAUGGUUGUCUAUGGUCAUGUGGCCAAAAAACUGUGGAUCCAUAAUGCUGUUGAUGACAUCAACAUCCACACCUACAUUUGCCAGCGUGGGAAGAAGAAGCAAAGUCUGAAGAUGCUAAUGAUGGUGGUGCUUGUCUACACUAUUUGCUGGCUUCCCCUCAACCUCUAUCUGGUGCUGCUCUCUAGUGAAUCCAUCUCAAGCCACAAUGGUCUCUACUUCUUCCUCCACUGGCUUGCAAUUAGCAGCUCAUGCUACAACCCUUACAUCUAUUGCUGGCUCAGUGAUAGCUUCCAUAUUGAAGUUCAGAAGGUCAUAAUGGAUAUCCAGAAGAUGCUACUAGAUGGAAUCAGCCGCCUGAGAGGGGAGCACCGCCAACUGAGCUCUGCCUCACCCACUAACCACCCUGCUAGGAUGGAUCCCAAUCCUGGAGUGCCCAAAUUCCCACGAUUCAAAGAUUUUGAUGAGCUACCCAGUCCUCCUCCAUCCCCAGAGGUGGAAACCUCCUUUCUCUACCCCCCAGUGCCUAGAGUUUAAGCUGCCCAGACCGCGAUAGAUUAUCCAUCCUCAAAAACUCAGAUAGGGUGGGACCAAAAUAAUAAGUUUCAUUCAUUUUACAUGGUCGGGGGAAUGGAGGAAGGGGUUGGAAUUUGAGGGAUGAGGGCCAUGUGAGCCACCAAAUGUGUCUUACUUGCUCUUUCAUUUUCUUCUGUCUGUAUUUCCUCCUGUUUCCUUUCCAACAUUUUCUUGCUCCCAGCAGUAAGUAAACUGAAGAUAUUAGAUCUUCAGGCUCAUCAGAGAUGUUUUUUACAUAACUCAAAGGAAAGUUACACUAUGCCUUGGGUCUCCUAAAUUUCAUCUCUGAUUCUGGAGACUGUUCUCUUCUCCAUUUUUGUGUGCCCACCUGGCCAUGGCACUUGUGUUCUGACAUCUUAGACAUUGUCUCAGAGCCCCCAGAGAUUACUUAUAUUUAUUUAGCUGAACAAGAGGUCACUGUCCAUAUUGUGUCCAAAAUCUUCCCAGAGAAAUAACAGAAGAGAAAUUCAUAGUUUCUGAAAUUUAUUUGGGUUCUCUAGGAACUAAGAGCUCCCUAUAAAUGCAAGUAGUCUUAUCUCCUCAUGGAAGAAUGAGAAUGAGAAACCUUACAGGAAAGACAAGGCAGUUAAAUGGUUCACUCCACAUCACCUGGGUUAUUUCUCCAGAAUGCAAAUACAAUAAUUUGAUGAUAGCUUUCCUUUAAAUGCAGUGACAAUUCAAGUGCCCAAGUUAGUACUGCAAAAUCCAAAAAUUCUCCCUGUUUCUUGACUCUACAUUUAACAUACCUUAUCUAAUGUAAACUUGUACUGUCUAUUCUUGCCUUUCUUUUUCUGGAAAAAGAGAAAAUGUAAUGUGUUCACUGUUGAUUUGUUUCCAUCCCUCUAGCCUAUGAGAAUUUCAACUCAAGAGAGAUGAGGAGGAAGUAACUAUCUGCCAUCGCCUUUCAUGUGGAGACAUUGUUAUUAAGGCUCUUUGAAAGGUAUAACUGUGUGUGUCAGGAAAAUGCCAAGAUGAGAGUGUGUUUUUUCUCCUCCUCCCCCUGAUUCCUUACUCAUAUCCUUGUCUGCCCCUUUUCAUCUCCUUUCCUCCCCCUCUAUCUUCUCUCCCUGGCACUUUCUCCUCCUCUACUCUCUCUGUUCCACCCUUUUCCUUUUCCUCCUCUGCCUCCUACAAAUUCCUUCCUUCUUCUUACCCCCUUUCCAUGUCUCCUUUGUUCCCUUCCCUUCCUCCUUUCCCCUCUUCUCCCUGCUUCUGCCCAUGUUAUCUUCUCCCCUCUUCUUCACUUCUUUCCUCAUCCCUUAAUUAUCUUUCAUUUUCUUCUCUCUUUACUCCUCUUAUUUCAGCUCCAGUUUCCUCAUUCCUCCUGAGUCUCUUCCUUCUUUGGCACCCCUUCUCUAAUUUGUCCUUCUUUCUUCAUUCCUCUAUUAUCUAUUCACCCUUCACUUCUUUGAACUCUGAUGCAUAGUUUAAACUACUGCUUUCUCCAUGCAUUUUAAUUAUUGUUCAUCAAUUCUCUCCAAUAUUUCUCUCUUCUCUUAUCUUCAGAAUUCAGACUUCUCCAACCCUUAGUGGAAUCCUGGGGAUCUGCACAGCAUUUUAGCUUUGUUCAUUUCCUCCUCUCCCUCCUUUUCAUAUUUCACCACCACCUCCAAAGAAUCAAAAUAACUUCUAAAAAAUAUAAAAUAGCUAAUAACUAACAACAACAACAACAGUAAGAACAGACUUUUAUCACCACAAGAUAACUCUGGAGAUUCUUAGAAGUUCCAGGCCCACCUGGCUGGCUUCCGAGUUUUAUUGCCCCAUUUGCUGUGAACUUCAUAGCGACUGACCAUAGCAGUACUGAGAACAGGUUAUCAUCAUCUCUUUAGAGUGUAUGUGUGUUUCUGCAUCAAUAUCAUUCUCCCCACUCAUCUUCCCUUUCUUCUCAUCUUAAUCAUUGUCUUUUUACCAAGGACAUGUUAUUCAAGUCCUUUUAAUCCUUCAGUUUCCUCUGAAAAGUGGCAAGCCAGGGGCAUAAAGCAGAUUAACUGGAGUUUAGCUUCUAGCUAGUCAUCCUACCUGAUGAAAGCAAAAAUUGGCUAAUUUGAAGUCAGAACUCCAGGAAUCUAUGGAAAUUUUCCAUACUUGCUAAAGUAUUGCAUCCCUUUUUUAGAUCAAGAAAAAUUUGAGGGGAAAGAAGUGUAGUUUAAUCUCUGCUUCUUUCUAUUUUCAUUUUCAUGAAUGAAUGUUUUAUCUCUUUUCCCUUCCCACUCUCACCACCAAAAUAAAAAAAAAACACUAAAAAUACUAAAAAGAACUAUAUUUACAUAAGUACAGGACUACAUAUUUAGAGAAGUCCUGGACUAAAUAGAUAACCACAUCUCCUGGUGGCAUCAUUGUAAAUUGCACAUUCACCUUUCAGCUUCAGCUAUUUUUGAAAUUGGUAGUCUUUGUGAGUGGUGAGCUCUGCUGAUAUUUUUUUUUUAUUUCUCAUUAUGUAAAUCCUCAUUCUUCUAAGGACAGAUUUGUCUUUCUCAUUCUCCUUUUAGCAGGAUGGAUACAUCCCAGUACAAUCAGGCUGAUGGUCUAAGACUCUGUUUCUUCAUGAGGAGAAAGCAGAGUGAAAAUGCCCUGAGGUAGCCAGUGCUCCUUGAAGGAAUUAUACCUUGCUCUGAUAUGUUUCUUUACCUACUUAGACUUAAGAGAAGUUCAGAUAAAAGAGUUGUCAUUAUAAUUUAAAUGACUACUGUGCUAUUGUAUGUUCACUUAGUGCUCUCCUUUCCAGGAACACUCCUCCCUAUUCCCACCUUUAUCCUCCAAAGAAUCAGACACUCCCCCACACACACUUCAGUAAAGCUGAAUAUCUGGGAUGUUCCAUGCUUGACAGAUGAUCCAGCUUGCUGCCUCAAAUUUCCCUACCCAUCAGCUUUGGUGAUAUACAUGAUGCUUGAAGAAUUGGGCCCCUUGGUAGUUUGAAUUUUUUGUGGGGUUUGCUUAGAUUCUUUUCAGCAGCAACUAAUCUGAACUCAACACCCAGCCAAGUCUGGGGGUGCUACCAUUGUAAGUAGCUUCUGGCUGAGGGGAACUUAUUUAAUUGGAAUAUGGUGCUAAUGAGUACUAGGUCGUAGGCUCUAACCCAUGUGCAGCCAUUUAGCUUUGUGGGUUUGAGCAUGGUGCUAAAGAACUAUGGGAUUGUGGUUUCAAAACCCCAUAUGUGUCUGUUUACAGACUGCACCACUCACCCUGGCCAGCCUUUUUCUGAACAUGGGUUAUCAGCCAUCUGGAAGACCCAGCAAAACUGUUUGAAUAGCCCUGCAAAAUUCAUUUUCACUUCUGAGAAACAGUUUAAAGUGUAUUAACUACUGAUAGUGUUUUAGCAGUAUCACCUUCUUGUCAGAAGGACACCAUUUUUUGAAAUGUAUAGUUGAACAGCAAUGAUGGAUGGGAGAAGUUGCCAAAUUAUCCUUUUUCGUACAUACAAGCCUUUGUCCAAGGCCAUGAAACCGUACUGUGGUCUAAUCCAAGACAUUUAAAGAAAUGCUUUGAUGAAACUAAGAUUUAUAUGAAGCUGUUCCAAUGCCACACCUCACUGGUUAUGUUUGGACUAGAGGAAUUUAUCUCCUGACACAUAUAUCUGAGAUGCUGGUAGUCAAUUUUAAAUGUUACUUAUUUGUAUAUGUAUAACAUAGAUUCACUCUUAGAUAUUCUGAACUGAAGGCCUUUUUCAUUGAAAAUUCCCUCUCAUCCUGUACUUAUCUUUGUGUGUUGUCAUACAUAUACUCACUCACACAUAUGCAUGCAUUCACACAUAUACAUAAACUCACACAUACACCUAUACACACCUACACACAUGCACAUAUGUGAACACAGGAAUACACCCACAUAUAUAAGAUUACAUAUAUGCGUAUACAUACAGAAAAAAUGUACACAAAGACUUAUUAUAUUUUAAAAUAAACGUGGCCAAAUCCUUUCAUAAUGCAUAUUCCAAAUCUAAAUUUUAAUUUUUAGUCACCCUUUCAGUCAAUUAUCUGUUUGAGUAAAUGAACUCUGUGAUCUUUUCAAAACCAUCAUCAUUUUUCUGGGUGAUUAGAUUACUAUUUUGUACAUUGUUGUAGAUGCUGACACUAUGUUAUUAAAAUCUGGGUAGCACUCACACUUCUAGCUUAUAACAUGGUAAAUGUCCUACUAGCAAAUGCAUAUAAUAAUACCAAUUGGAUAUUUAUUAUUCAAAAGAAAAUAUACUUAAUUUUAUGCUUAAACACACAUAAAAGCAAACCCUUAAAUUGGAAGUAGGAACUUGAAUACACAUGAGCAUAAACAAUUUAUGCACAUAUAAAUUACAAAAUGUACACAGAAUAUACACUAUACACAGACAAAAAAAAAAGGUACACAUAGAGCUUCAAGAAACCCUUACCAUAAAAAGAAUCUUGCUGACCCAUGCCAGGAAAGAAAAGAUUAAAUGCCUAAGUUGUAAUUUUCUAAUACAAUGAGGAAUUCAUAAAGACAAUGAGAUCUGUGGGCUCAAACUCUUGUUAGCAUAUAUAAUGCAGGAAGAACAGAAGGCUGAAGUCCCUUUGCCUACUUUGCGAGGAACUUUUUAAGCUUGGGUGUUACCUAUGCUCCAGGAAAGUUACAUGCCUUAAUAUCAGCAAGUGACUACCAAGAAUCAUAAUUACAAAUCUGGACCAUCUGCUUCCUUCUUUGCCAUUGCUGAAGGCUGUUGACAUCUCUAGACUAUGAGACAAAGCCUCAUUGAUGGACACUGUCAUCCUUCAGGCCAUGUGAGGAAGGAAAGGAGAUGGAGCCAGUCUGGAUAGUUUGAGAGUGGGGGUAAAGUUUAUUCUGAUAACUCUUGUUCAGAGUUUUCUGUGUCUAGUUCAACCUUCCUGUCCUUGUAAUAAUAAUAGAACUAUUUUAUAUGUGAUUAUGACUUUGUGAUUCUCAAAGUUAAGACCUUUUGGUGUUUUUCAACGUGUUUGUUGUCAAUGUUUUUCCCCACAUUGAAAAACUAGAAACUGUUAGGGGGUCUGGAUAAGACUGCAGAUUUCAUUUGUAAAUAUGCUGGUGAAUUGGGUAGAUGCUCUGAAAAACAACAAAACACUGGAAAGGAGACUUUUUAUAUUCUAGGAAAAGCUUGAUGCUGAAAGAAACAGCAUUAUCUGGAUGCCCAAGGUGGGUACUAGGAAAAACUGUAGAUUUUAGCUUGAAGUGCGUAUCUUGACAUAACAGAUACAUAUUCUGAAGAAAGUGCCCAUAUUUAGAUUUAUGUAAAUAGGUGUAUGUUAGCUAGACAAGUUGAAAUGUUAUAGCAGAAUUUAAAAUUAAGGAGUAAAUCUAGCUAUUCUUUUGGGAUUCUAUCCUACUAGAAAUAAAGUUGUCACUGGUUUGAGUAUUUUUAUGAAAUGAUCGAAAUGACAUCCAGGAGAGAUAUACAGAUCAAGCUGACCCACAAGACCUUUGCUGUAGAGGAUUUCCCCACUCAAAAUACUGAUCUCAAGGUAGUGUAAAGCCUUCAUUAAUAGUUGGGAAACUCUGAAUACUCUUUUUGUUGCUUUAACCAAGAGGUUGUGUUUGUGAAGACCUUUGUACCUGUAACUUGGAACUCAAAUAGGAAAGUUUAAUAUUUAAAAAUCCUUUUAAAUGCAAAUAAUAAAUAUAAAAUAACCCGUAAAGAAAGAAAGAAAGGAAAUUAUCUUUUAGACUGUAUAAGGUAGUUAGUGCAGUUUAUUAUCUACUCCAGCACCUACCUAAUCAGUGCUUACUGGACUCUCCAUGAGAUGAAAAUGAACUUGAUAUCUUAAUGACUUUCAGCUUUUCAGCCUUUUCCACUGCUCUGUCCUUGCUCACAAGCUCUAUGGAAUGAUGGAAACAUCCUAUGUGCACAAUUUUAUCCCACACUAGAUAUAUGGUGUAUAUGUCGUUGUAGUGUGGACUGCAAGACUGAAGACUCCCAGGGAAGAACACUGUGAAUUUGCCACAUUUUCUGUAUGCAAGCUGCAAUAGCAGUGUUUAAAUGGCACAGAAAAUAAUGCUCCUUGCAAAGAUACUGACAAACUGCAAUGGGACAUCCUGACAAAGGAGAAUGAGAGAAGUCUCACCUUGUUCAAUAGAAGAAUCGACAUUAUUUUGUGAUCCCAAUAGGGAUACCUGCAUUACUUAUUUUCUUGUUACUGUGCUUUAAAUAUGCUCUACUAAUGUCCCUAUUCCUCUGUACCCUCAUUUAAUGUUUGAAUUUGGAUUCUGUGUUGGGUUGGGGAGGGAGCACAGGGUAGGGGAUAGUGUAGUGGGGUGGGAGCAUGGGAAGUAGGAGUAGAUUAGAAUAUAUAUGUGUUCACACAGUAAAUAAAAAUAUUUGUUUAAAACA